AUGUCUGAUAAAAAAAGGAUUUAUCUCAGUGAUUAUGCAAAACGAAAAUUAAAGAAGGAGUCCGAAGAUGCACUAUUUAAUAAGUCAAAUAAUUCAAGUUUAAUUAAUCCUGGUUUUAACGACUGGAAAAAAUCUCACGAAAAAGUUAAAGAACACGAAAAUAGUGCAAUUCAUCGUAAAUCCAUGUUAACUUGGUUAGAUCGUGUAAACACUAAAAAUCGUAUAGACAAAACUAUGACGGAACAAAUGUUGAGUGAAAAAAAGUACUUUUCUAAUUAUGUAAUGCAGUUAAAUUUACCAAUAAUUUCUCCUCAAAAUUUACUUAUAUGUACAUGA
Messenger RNA from Macrosiphum euphorbiae (potato aphid), 336 nucleotides. The record is from the annotation of a GenBank genome assembly. Lineage: Eukaryota; Metazoa; Arthropoda; Insecta; Hemiptera; Aphididae.